Messenger RNA from Exophiala spinifera, 186 nucleotides. RefSeq lists its product as uncharacterized. The transcript is spliced from 2 exons. Bases 1 to 186 code for a protein of 61 amino acids. Lineage: Eukaryota; Fungi; Ascomycota; Eurotiomycetes; Chaetothyriales; Herpotrichiellaceae. The record is from RefSeq and is a predicted model, not a curated record.
AUGCCUGACUUCAAGGACCGAGAAAAGGCUCUUGAGAACGAGUACAUCCGAAAGAGAGAAGCAGAGAAGGCUGCCGCAUACAAGAGCCAGCAACAGGCUCAGAGCUCGGGCAAAAGUGCUCCGACCACCAACCCUGCAACCUCCAAUUCGGCUCAAGUACUGCAUGCCCCAACAAGUAACCCCUAG